This is a messenger RNA of Siniperca chuatsi (mandarin fish), 2999 nucleotides long. RefSeq names its product zinc finger containing ubiquitin peptidase 1 (gene zup1). NCBI's taxonomy places the organism in Eukaryota, Metazoa, Chordata, Actinopteri, Centrarchiformes, Sinipercidae. Bases 145 to 1854 code for a protein of 569 amino acids. The transcript has 10 exons. The record is from RefSeq and is a predicted model, not a curated record.
AAAGUUUGGGCCGGAAGUCGCAGUUUUAUGGUGGCGCCAUAAGUCUGAAUUGCAAGGUUUCGAAGCUGAAGAAAGGAAAGCAAAAUAUAGGCUGCCUCUAUCUUCCUUGUGAACAUUAAGUUCAUCGCAUUAACCCCUGCUGCCAUGCUGACCUGUGAAAUCUGUGGUGAGGAGAUAAUGUUGGAAGAGGACAUGAAGACACAUCUCCUUCUCAGCCACCUGGAAAAUGACAUGCACUGCCCGCUCUGUUCCCUGUCUGGAGUGUCCUACGAUGAACUCUGCUUCCACAUCAGUUCUGCGCAUCCAGAGCACAGAGCACAGGAUCCGGCUCACUUUACAUCCACUUCAGGCUACUCUGCUGGAACACACGUUGGUGUAACUGAGAGCGAGACGCUCCAAAGAGCCCCAAAGUUAUUAUCAUCUCAAUCAUGUUCGGCUAGGGACAGCUGUGAUACAGCUGGUGAAGCAACACCCACUGGUUCCUCUAGUGUCACCACAGACUCAGUGCAACCUAAACAGAAUAGUACACCAGAAAGUGGGGGUUCAUCACCUGGGGAGAAUGCACCUAUCACUUUGACAACACAAAGCCCUAAAACAAGACAGGGGUCUGUCAGGCAUUGUAAUGAGGACAAUAAUGGAAUUAAAUCUAAGCACAGUGAAGCCAAACAGAAGCGUCUGAAAGUUACAGAGAAGCUCUUCUCCUGCCCCAUGUGUGCACUGGUCUGCAGCAGCUGUUUCAUCCUGCAGGAGCAUGUUGAAUUACAUCUGCAGGAACAGCACUCAGCUGAAGGGAGCCCUGGCUCAGACCUGAAGCUGGCCAGACAGCUUCAGGAGGAGGAAGAGCGGAGGGGGAGGCAGGAAGAGGCCCAGCAGGAGCGAGAGGAGUUCAAGAAGCUGCAGAGGCAGUUUGGACAGGACGGCAGAGGAGGCUACUUCAGACAGAUGGAAAGGACCAUGGAGAGAGCUGUGGCCAGGGGUCUUAUGGUCCCCGCAGAGUUUCACUGUAAAAGGGCUGAGAUGAUGGAGUCUCUGGCCUCAGGGGUUGAUGAUGGCAGAACCAGAACUCAGGGUGUGGUCAGAGCCUUAUAUGAAUACUACCAGACUGAAUGCAGAGACUGUGUCCGUGUGUGGCUGAGUGCUGACACUGACCACUACUGCUCUUCAGCGGGGGAUAAAGGCUGGGGCUGUGGAUACAGAAACUUCCAGAUGCUCUUCUCCUCUCUACAAAGAAUAGAUGCAUAUGCUCCCAUCCUACAAGAGAAGGCAGUGCCUAGUAUCCCUCAGGUGCAGAGUAUGAUUGAGGAGGCUUGGAAAGAAGGACUGGAUGCACAAGGUGCAUCCCACUUCAACCAGCGGCUGCAGGGAACACGAGCCUGGAUCGGAGCCACAGAGAUAUUCACCCUCCUAACCUCUAUGGGAAUCAGUGCCCGCAUCAUCGACUUCCACCAAUCGACGGGCCUAGGUGACACCCACCCUUUGCUGUUUGACUGGGUGAAGCAGUACUUCUGUCAGUCCAGCAGGAGCAACAGACUGCCCCCCAGACUCAUCCACACCUCCCUGCCCCCGCUUUACCUGCAGCACCAAGGUCACAGCCGCUCUAUAGUGGGCUUGGAGCAAAAGAAGAAUGGGAGCCUGUGCCUCCUGCUUCUGGAUCCUGGCUCCUCAGCGUCAGAAACCAGAAAGCUGUUGAGCAGGGAGACCGUCUCCACAGCCGUCCGCCACGUCAGGAAGUUCCCCGGCAGCCUGAAGCAUAAACAGUACCAAGUGGUGGCAGUACACGGUGUGUUGUCAGCUGAGGAGAAACAGAUUAGCAUCUUGAACUCCAGGACAUUAUGCGCUGAAAGGAUUCCAUGAACAGGAACCAACUUCUUUAUCUCUUCUGUUUGUUUUUACUGUGGACAUACAUUAGAUUUCUCACUUCAGGAGCUAUUUAAUGUGGUCAUUUGCUAAUAAAUUUUAUAAUUUACACACAUUUUUAAAAUAAACUCUGUUUCCAUGCUGUCCAGUUAUUUACAAUUAGCCGUUAAUGGUUAAUGUGUGAGAGGAAAUGGAGCAGAACCAACCUGACUGUCCUUAAAGAACCCUGCCCAACGAGAAACAUGCAGAGCCCCUGUCAAGGUAUCAAGGUUCAUUUGUUUGUCAUUUUACAACACAGGGUUGCACAAUGAAUUGUAAGUUGUCGCUCCUUCAUGCUACACACAAACAUACAAAGAUUUACAUUUGAAUAGAAUAAAAUAAAACAAUAUAUACAGUUACUUAUGUACAUAUAUACACCCAGAAAGUAUGUAUCCAUCUGGCUGUCAGAGAAUCACACUGUUUAAUUGAAAAUACCCUGUGAUGUUAAAUGGAACCAAAUCUCUACAAUUUGAAAUAAGUGCAUUUUAUUGUAAAACAUCAAAUAUUUGAUUGCUUAAGUGAUUUAGUCCCUUUGCUGUGACACACCGAAAUAUCACUUAGCAGCCAUCUGUUUUUAGAAGUAACAUGAGAAGUUGAACAGAGGUCAAAUGUGUGUAAUAAGUGUGAUGGCUGGUUUUAGGUUAAAUACAGCUUAAAGUCCAACAGCUGGUCAGGGUUUCCUGCAGUGUUUUCUAGAGGAGGCCAGCCACCGCGUCUGAAAUACAAACCACCGCCCUAACAUCAUAAAAAAUGAUCACAAUUUUUCUAAACUAAACAUUAGCCUUUAGGGGAAAGGUGCAUACGAGCUUGUUCACAUUGCAAAUGUCAUAUGUGUAAUGAGUGCGCCUAUUAUUCAGGCUGUCAUCUACUAAGUAAAUUGAACAUGUGGCAGUUAGUAUCUGAGUCACUUACCACCUCUGAUAAACAAUUUCCUUGCUGGCUGGUCAAUUUCCUGGUAAAACCUACAUCAUGAAGACAAUUAGGUUUGCAUUUGAUCAUUCUUAUUAUUAUUUGAUUGUUUUAUUGCUUAUUAAUUCACUUUAAGCAUGAUUCAUUCAUUUGAAAAUUGUAGUAGAAAAAAAAUAAAGUACUUUCUCACAGUC